UCAGAACUUUCAAAGAGACAACAAUGGGCCAAUCUUGUUUCUUCAAAGUUCUUCUUGUUUCCUCUCUGAUACUACUAAUCUUCUUCUCCACCGCCAUGGGGAGAAACUUGAAAACUGCAAAGUUGUCAGGAGUUUACAAUACUGCUGAGCUAUUUCCUUCCAGGGAGGAAGACAUUGUGAGGAAGACGAUAGAGCUGAUGGAUUACUCGCCGCCGAAGUCUAACACCAAUUGGAGUGGUUUCGUCGCCUCUCCUCCUCCCCAGUCUCCUCCACUUUCAUAACUUCAGAAAAAUAUAAUUUGAUUUAAAGUUUUUUUUCGAAAACAAAAUGGUUUGGCGACUGAUAAUAUUGCAAUAAUACCAAUAUGUAAAAGUUAAGCUCUACUAUCUCUCUUUGCCCAAAAAAAAAAAAAAAAAAAAGCUCUACUAUCUCAAUUGUGGAACUAGUUCAAAUUGUAACGAUAUUUGUUUGAUAUCAUUGGUGGACAAUGACUUUUGUUAUUGAAAAUCUUUUUUAUU
Molecule: messenger RNA, 518 nt
Organism: Arabidopsis lyrata subsp. lyrata
Lineage: Eukaryota; Viridiplantae; Streptophyta; Magnoliopsida; Brassicales; Brassicaceae
Exons: 3
Coding region: 24-281 (85 amino acids)
Source: RefSeq, a predicted model, not a curated record